Molecule: messenger RNA, 825 nt
Organism: Pipra filicauda (Wire-tailed manakin)
Lineage: Eukaryota; Metazoa; Chordata; Aves; Passeriformes; Pipridae
Product: endonuclease domain-containing 1 protein-like
Exons: 2
Coding region: 1-825 (274 amino acids)
Molecular function (GO): metal ion binding; hydrolase activity; nucleic acid binding
Source: RefSeq, a predicted model, not a curated record
AUGCUGUGGCUGCUGCUGCUGCAGGUCUGGGUGAGCUGCCUCUGGCUGGGACAUGGCGAGGUGGUGAAGUCCUUUGCAAGUUGUCCUCAGUUCUUCUACGGUGACACCCCCCCAGAUGCAGCGAUGAAACCACAGAACCCAGCCUGGAUCUGCCAGACCUUAAACAACCAGCGUUUCUUUGCCACCUUGUACGACAAAGACAGGCGUAUUCCCAUGUACUCUGCUUACAAAUACGAGCCUAAAAAUUUCACUACAAACCACACAUGGACAGUUGAGCCCCAGCUGAUACGUUCAAAUUUGCCCAAAAGCAUGCAAACAGUGCAGACCCUUGAACGUCAAUACAACAUCACCAAAGCACAAAUCAUGCAAAGCCAGGCUGUCUACACAGACUAUAACAACAGUGGUUGGGAUCGUGGCCAUUUGAACCCCAAUGGCCACCACAACACCCAGGACAGCAGGAAUGCGACCUUCACCCUCACCAACAUAGUGCCCAUGAAUGAAAAACUCAACCGAGGUGCCUGGAAAAACUACGAGCAGCAAACGAUGGGCAAUAAAAGCAUAAACUGUCAAACCACCUACGUCAUUGUGGGGGCUGUGCCCGGGAACUCCUCCGUCCCCAAUGGGAGGGUUAAUGUACCCAGCCACAUCUGGUCUGGUGCCUGCUGCAAGACCAAGAACAACACUGUGAGUGCUUGGGCAGCCAUUGCCGAGAACAACCAGAAUCAGGUCAAUGAACUCACUCUUGGGGAGCUGGAGAAGAGGUUGGCCCAGCUGUAUGGAAUGCAAAAUGUUUCUCUCUUCCACAAGGACUGUCCCCGUAAAUAA